AUGGAGCCGGCGCCCCAAUCCACGAAUCUGUGGAGCAUGACGGCUGGUGCAAGCAACACCACCAUCGUGCUGCCACCCCAAGAUGAGGCGUCAACUCCGAACCUGUCCACCAUCACAAUUGGAAUCGUGGGCCUCUUCCUAACUAUUGCCACCAUUACCAUCGCAUGGCGCCAGUAUCUGCAGCAGCGGCACCCUGCGCUCCCCCCGGCUCGCGCCACCAUAGCGCUCAAUGAUAUGGCUGGCCAGGUGCCGGCGACGCCCUCAUCGCCUAUCCAGAACGACAUCCGUCGAGUGGAUCACCCCUCUUCGGAGACUAGCCCUGCCGACCUUCAAUCGGUGAGCCUUUCCCGCUAUCACAGCAUGGGAAAAUCAAUCCUGAUAUUCAGCAGAACGCCCGACGAGCACCAGAGUGAUGACAACGAGUGA
This is a messenger RNA of Verticillium alfalfae VaMs.102, 426 nucleotides long. RefSeq lists its product with no specific name. The record is from RefSeq and is a predicted model, not a curated record. The coding region runs from base 1 to 426 and encodes 141 amino acids. The transcript has a single exon. Lineage: Eukaryota; Fungi; Ascomycota; Sordariomycetes; Glomerellales; Plectosphaerellaceae.